AUGGCAAGCCCUGCGCGGCCAUUGCCAUCACCAACUGGCGUAGCCGUGGUUAGACUUAAAGUUGGGUGGGGGUACGGAACUUUUGACCAAAACGCGCAGCCUCGAGUCGAAGGCCAUGGUAGCUCCAUUCAAAAGCAAGAAGAUUGUGAAGAUCUUCUUAUCACAGGCGGCUGGGGGAUUCUGCAAUAUUCCGUCAUCAAAGGCGGCUUCUGGCAAGCAAUCACAAAGAGAAAGGCCGGCAGGAUUGGUCCUGGUUCCUGGUUCUUAGGGGAUUCGCCGGUCGAUCAGCCCGUCUUUGUUCUGGAAGACACGGGGAGAUUGGACAGAGCAAGCUUUGGGAAGGCGAAAGAAAAGGCGAUCCUUGCUGUGCGCCAGAAGAUCGCUGCUCUCUUGGUGCAGUUUAUGUCCACUAUUCGCUAG
This is a messenger RNA of Nannizzia gypsea CBS 118893, 420 nucleotides long. RefSeq lists its product as hypothetical. The transcript has 3 exons. NCBI's taxonomy places the organism in Eukaryota, Fungi, Ascomycota, Eurotiomycetes, Onygenales, Arthrodermataceae. The record is from RefSeq and is a predicted model, not a curated record. The coding region runs from base 1 to 420 and encodes 139 amino acids.